GAGUAGCAUGGUCACAUGGUAAAGUGACGUCAUCUCUUGGUCCCGUCACAUGGCUGUGAUGUCGUUAUACCUCCCCCGGACGGCUGAGCCGUCGUGUUCCGGAGGAGCUGCUUGUGUUCCAAGCCUCGGCUGAGCGAACGGUUCAAGCCAGCGGUUAUGGCGGGAGAAGUGGAUGGAGGCGGCUGGGGAGCAGGGUGGUUGCGGCUCUGGCCGACUCUUCUCCUGCUUCCCUCAUUGUGCAGUGCGGCUGCAGUAAACGAACCACUGGUGAUACCACUGAUAGAGGGCAAAGCAUGUGACCAUAAUGACUCUCAAAAUUUCUGCUACAAGAAAGCUUUUGAACCAAAGUGGCACGAUAUUUGGACCAAAAUACAGAUUCGAGUAAAAAGCACCAAAAUGAUCAGAGUCACACAAGUGGACAGUGAGGAGAAGCUAAAGGAAAUGGAGCACUUCAGCUUCACCGACUUAUUCUCUUUCUUGAAGGAAAAAUUGAAUGAUACCUACAUAAAUGUUGAUCUCCAGAUAAACAAAACCUGUCUUAAAGUGCAUGUAAAUGAAGAAAAUACCAAGUAUACGGUGCUAGUUUCUAGAGGUUUUGAUCCCAAGCUGUUCCUGGUUUUCCUUUUUGGUCUGGUCUUGUUUUUCUAUGGAGAUGUGUUCAGUAGAAGUCAGGUCUUCUACUACUGCACUGGUAUGAGUGUGGGAAUGUUUGCCUCAAUGCUGAUACUGGUGUUCAUGGUCUCCAAGCUGCUGCCCAAGAAGAGUCCCAUCUAUGUGUUAAUGGUUGGAGGUUGGUCAUUCUCACUCUACCUUAUCCAGCUUGUAGUUAAAAAUUUCCAGGGGAUCUGCACUGAAUAUUGGCAGUACCUAUUAGGUUACCUGGCCAUUGUGGGGUUUCUCAGCUUCGCUGUAUGCUAUAAAUAUGGCCCUCUGGAAAAUGAGCGGAGUAUCAAUCUGUUGAACUGGGCUCUACAACUGAGUGGCCUGCUGCUGAUGUAUAUUGGCAUCCAAGUGCGUUACAUAGGCCUGACUGUAAUUGUGCUUGCCUUUAGUACAAAACAAAUUGAAUAUCCGGUGCAGUGGAUCCACCGCCUGUACAGGACCAUUGCCAAAUCUAGAAGCAAACCCACACCACCACGUCUGCUGUCAGAGGAAGAAUACAGGAAGCAGGGUGAGGAGGAAACUAGGAAAGCACUAGAAGAAUUGCGGGAAUAUUGUAGUAGCCCAGAUUUUCAACCGUGGAAGGCAGUUUCUCGGAUCCAGUCUCCGAAAAGGUUUGCUGGCUUUGUUGAAGGUUCAUCUCACCUGACGCCUAAUGAGAUUUCUAUUCAUGAACAUGAAUAUGGCAUUGGAGGCUCUUUCUUGGAGGAGGAAUUGUUUGGAGAUGAGAGUGAUAUUGAUAAUGAAGAUGAAGAAGAUAUAUACCCUGAUCGACAACCACUUCAGCAUUCUAUCAGGUCACUGCACAACUGAGGUUUCAUGGAAUUUCCCUUGCAAAUAAGCGGUGAUAUUUGCAACUCACGUGUAUCUGUUCUUACAGUUUGCGCAGAUGUUAAUACCAGCUACUCAGGAGUCCGGCUUUGUAACUGUUCAAGAGGCAAGUGAUAGCAACGACCAUACAUGAUUGGAAAUACCUGUUCUUGGCUUGUGGGCAAAGCACACAAAUACGCACAAUACUGUUAUCAUUCAAAAAUGUCAACUCUGCACUUUUUGUGCUACUAUGCAAAAAUCCAGACCACUGAAGGGACGGGUGUAGUAUGUUAUGCCGGCGGUCGGGCUCCCAGCGGCCAGCAUACCGGCGCCGGAAUCCCAACCGCCGGCAUACCGACAGCUGGGCGAGCGCAAAUGAGCCCAUUACGGGCUCGCUGCACUCAACACGCUGCGGGUACGCUAUCUAUUUUCCCUCAAGAGGGAGAAAAGCUGUCGGUAUGCCGGUGGUCGGGAUUCCGGCGCCGGUAUGCUGGUCAUCAGGAGCCCGGCCUCCAGCAAACUGAAGACCACCCGAAGGGACUGCAGCAUGAAGGUGUAUGCUACUGCCUAUGAUAUUUGAAGUAUCCUGUAUAUCAUGUUGAUACCAUAGCUGUUUGUUUUUCUGGACUGCAGAUGUACGGAUAGCCAUAAUUUGUUUUACUUUUAUUUUUGUUUGUUUUCUUAACCAAAGAUUUUAAGUUCCCAAACUAUAUUAAUACUACUUAUUGUUUGGUGUUUUUAUUGUUUGUUUGGCCUAUUUGUCUUUAUGCUGUUUACCUUUAUUAUUAUUUGGUCUCCUACAGUAAAUGUCCUACAAAAUUUCAGACAGCCAAAGUAUUUAUUAAAAAAAAAAAAUGUUUGACCACAGGUUUACCUACAUGUUUGUGAUGUGUCCAUAUUGUGACGCAAUAUAUUGUUUAUUUCUUUCCCAUGGAUUUUACCAUUUAAAAAUGCUAUACCCCUUUAAGGUAAUUAAAGAAAUUUGUAUUUUUUUAGGAACUGUGAAAACACUUUUCCUUAUGGAUGCGCUGCCAUUCAUAAUCUCUCUGUAAUAUCCUCAUAGUGUGUACCUGUCACUGGUCUACGGUAAAUGUUACAAUACUUGUAGAGAGUCUAUAUUUCAUAGUUAGAAUGUAAUGCAAAUGCUUACUGACAUUUGGACAAUCAUUUUUUCUAUUAACUCUGGCUGAUUUGUUCAUAAAAGGACCGUUAUUUAGAA
This is a messenger RNA of Pseudophryne corroboree (corroboree frog), 2689 nucleotides long. RefSeq names its product nuclear envelope integral membrane protein 1 (gene NEMP1). The coding region runs from base 157 to 1473 and encodes 438 amino acids. The transcript is spliced from 9 exons. The record is from RefSeq and is a predicted model, not a curated record. Gene Ontology annotation, cellular component: nuclear envelope. Lineage: Eukaryota; Metazoa; Chordata; Amphibia; Anura; Myobatrachidae.